GCAUGGCUGCUCAUCUCAUCGUUCUUCUUCUUCUCGGUGUGCUUAAAGGACUUCACAGCAUAACUACAGUCAGUAAAGUAUCAGUGGAAGCUGGAAAAUCUAUCUCCAUCCCAUGUCUCUAUGAGUCCCAAUACAUAAACCAUGUAAAGUACUUGUGUGAAGGUUAUGAUUGGAAGUUCUGCAGAUAUGCAGUAAAAACAAACAAACCAGACCCUUCAGGAAAAUAUGUAAUCUCUGAUGACAAAAAAGAACAAAUUUUCACUGUGACUAUAAACCAGGUGACAAAUCAAAAUACUGAUUACUGGUGUGUGGUGGAGAUUAAUAAUGGACCGGACUGUGGACAGUAUUUUAAACUAUCAGUUAUUAGUGAUACCCGUAGACUCCCUGUGGAUCAUCAGAGGAUUACAGGAUAUAUUGGCGAAAGCAUAACCAUCAGAUGUCACCACAGUAACUCUGGAGAAAUGAAGUGGUGCAGGCUGGACAGGAACUGUGUGACAGGAUCACCUGGAUCUAUAGAUGGAAUAACAGUGAGCACUCAUAUGAGAGACCCAAAUGUUUUCACAGUGACCAUGAGUGGACUAAAGUCAAAUGACAGUGGCUGGUAUUGGUGUGCUAAAGGGGACAUUCAGAUACCAGUAUAUUUAAAUGUUACUGAGAAACCGAUCACUAUGAAACAAUUAUCAGAAUGGAACAAUUCUACAGUAGAAGAAAAUGAAGAACCCAGAGCUUCAUAUGACACAAAGAUCCUCAUCAUCCCUCUGAGUGUGUUGAUCUUGAUUUUAAUUGGGGUGUUCAUCUGGUUUAUACUGAGUCACAAGAAGCGCAAAGUAGAAUUAUCAGCCACAGCAAUGACUGGAGAGGACAUAACAUACUCUGAAGUUGGACUCGAAAAAAAUAGUUCACCCAGGGUGGAUAAAGAAGUGAUAUACUCUGAAAUUAAACCCAAGAUACAAAGUUCAACCAAGAGUUUAUUUGCUGAAUGUGACGUGGAACUCACGUACAGUUCUGUUGUUGAGAAACAGCGUAUUAAAUGGGAUGAAGGAAAAGAUACAGAAGUUUCAGAGCAUUAGAGCAUAUUAGCUAACAAGCAUUGAAAUGUUCAAACAUUAAAACAUUUUUCCAGUUUUAACUUUUUUAGCUGUACCUAUAUUAUUGAAGUAUUGUCAGAUAAAAGCUGCAAUGUGUUAAAUGCUGUCAUCAGGUUUUUCUUCUCCUUUUAACUGUUUUGUAACAAAUUUUAUUCCUGCAUAGCUGCAAAUUUAUUCAAAGAAGCAUUUGCCUGUUUGCUUGCUCUUUUUCACGAUCAUUGAUAUGAUUCUUAGUUUUUGUAAUAAAAAAGGAUUGUAAUCA
This is a messenger RNA of Oreochromis niloticus (Nile tilapia), 1350 nucleotides long. RefSeq names its product polymeric immunoglobulin receptor-like. The record is from RefSeq and is a predicted model, not a curated record. NCBI's taxonomy places the organism in Eukaryota, Metazoa, Chordata, Actinopteri, Cichliformes, Cichlidae. Gene Ontology annotation, molecular function: transmembrane signaling receptor activity. The transcript has 10 exons. Gene Ontology annotation, cellular component: plasma membrane. The coding region runs from base 3 to 1070 and encodes 355 amino acids.